This is a messenger RNA of Bufo gargarizans (Asiatic toad), 2160 nucleotides long. RefSeq lists its product as uncharacterized. NCBI's taxonomy places the organism in Eukaryota, Metazoa, Chordata, Amphibia, Anura, Bufonidae. Gene Ontology annotation, biological process: G protein-coupled receptor signaling pathway. The record is from RefSeq and is a predicted model, not a curated record. The transcript has 5 exons. The coding region runs from base 1 to 2160 and encodes 719 amino acids. Gene Ontology annotation, molecular function: G protein-coupled receptor activity. Gene Ontology annotation, cellular component: membrane.
AUGGCAACAGAUGAACCUUCUAAUCUUCUCAUGACUGACUCUGUCUUCAGGCUGGUGGAACACCUCUACAAAACAUUGUGGCAAUUCAUCCUCUAUUACCUGGUUCCCAUGUCUUAUUCCAUUGGACAACGCUGCUUUCUAGAUACUCCUGACUUGUUGGGAAUAUCUGCAAGUGGAGACAUCUUAUUCGGAGCAGUUUUACCUCUCCAUAUGGAGAAAGAAUACCCCAAGCUCUUUUAUACUGAAAAACCAAAGCAAGCCAUCUGCAGAAAGUUAUCCUUGGAAACUUACCUUCAGCUACAUAUGGUGAAAUAUGCCACCACAGAGAUAAACCACAAUCCUGACCUUCUCCCAAACAUCACCCUGGGCUAUCGAUUAUAUGACUCCUGCUCUGUACUUCAGAGGGAGUUGGAGGGGACGAUGUGGAUGAUGACGGGGGACACAAAAGCCAUUCCCAACUUUCAGUGCCGAAGAAAUGAGAAACUAGCGGCUAUCAUUGGCCAUUCCACUUCCACCUACUCCAUUCUUAUGGCUCAUAUUCUUGGGCUGACCAGGUAUCCACAAAUAAGUCACUUGUCAACCAGUUCCCUCUUGAGUGAUAGAACCCAGUUUCCUUCUUUCUUUCGGACUGUACCAAGUGAUGCCUUCCAAUCCAAAGGACUCUCUCAGCUCGCUUUACAUUUUGGCUGGACAUGGGUGGGAUUAGUGGCUCUGGCUAAUGAUUAUGGUCAACAGGGAAUUCAAGUUAUUAAACAAGAAAUCCUUAAAUCUGGGGCUUGUGUGGAGUUCACAGAGUAUAUUCAGAUUAAUAGACCCAGCAGCAACAUUCCUCAUAUUGGUCAAGUCAUAAAAGCUUCUACAGCUCAAGCUGUGGUCAUCUUUUCUACUGAUGUCCACUUCCUGCCCCUACUGAAUGAGCUUUUCAGACAAAAUGUUACUGAAAAGAUAUGGUUGGCCAGUGAAGGUUGGUCAACCACUUCAUUAUUUUCUUUAGAAAAAUAUUCCAAGCUUCUUGCAGGAACCGUGGGGUUUGCCUUCUACAGUAGAAAUAUUCCUGGAUUCCAGGAAUAUGUAGACCAUCUCAGCCCCAGCAAACUACCAGAAAAGCCUUGGAAUUGGAUGUUCUGGGAAGAAAAUAUUCCCAUCUCAGUUUGUAGUGAAAUAUGUCCUCUGGGUUUCAGAAAAGCACCUCUUAGUAGAAAACCUACCUGCUGCUAUCAGUGUAUCCCCUGCGCUCUUGGAGAAAUCACUAAUAAAACUGAUGCAAAUGAAUGCCUUAAAUGUCCAUGGGACCAAUGGCCAAACGAACAAAAAGAUAAAUGUCUACCAAAGCUUACCGAGUUCCUCUCCCAUGAAGAGACCUUAGGCGUCAUUUUGAUGUCCACCAGUAUCACAUCCUCCUUAAUUCCUUUAGGUGUCCUCGGCCUUUUGAUUCAUUACAAGGCCACUCCCAUAGUAAAAGCCAACAAUUAUACCGUAAGCUGUCUGCUUCUGGCCUCCAUGUCCCUCUGCUUUCUCUCUUCUUUAGCAUUUAUUGGAUAUCCAAACAACAUCAAGUGUCUUCUUCGCCAAGUGACUUUUGGGAUGGCUUUUGCUCUAUGCGUCUCAUGUGUCUUGGCCAAAACUGUUAUGGUAUUGAUUGCAUUUAAGGCCACAAAACCAAACAGUUGUUUGACCAAAUGGGCUAGACCUCAAGUAUCAUAUCUGAUGAUUGUCCUAGGAACAUUUCUCCAAUUACUAAUAAGUGUUACAUGGUUGUUAAUCACACCACCUUUCCCACAAUACAACUUGAAUGCAAAAUCUGGGGUUAUCAUAGCAGAAUGCAAUGAAGGGUCCCUUGCAGGUUUUUGGUGUACGACUGGCUAUUUAGGCAUACUAGCCUUGGCUAGCUUUCUUGUGGCUUUCUUAACCAGACAGCUUCCUAGCAGGUACAAUGAAGCUAGGUUCAUCACCUUCAGCAUGCUGGCUUUCCUAAGCGUCUGGGUGUCUUAUAUCCCAGCUUCACUCAGCACCAGCGGUAAAUACACUGUAGCUAUGGAGAUAUUUGCAAUCCUUUCCUCAAACUGGGCCAUGCUUUGCUGUAUGUUUGCACCAAAAUGUUAUAUUAUUAUGUUUCAACCCAGUAUGAACUCAAGAAAACAUCUCUUGGGCAACAAAUAA